Molecule: messenger RNA, 3763 nt
Organism: Megalopta genalis
Lineage: Eukaryota; Metazoa; Arthropoda; Insecta; Hymenoptera; Halictidae
Source: RefSeq, a predicted model, not a curated record
UUACUUCAUGGCGAAUCACCACUCAUAACAAUAUUGAAUACUUCUCUAUAAAUUUUUAAGAGUACCUGGAAAGCAUUUCGUGUAUAUUCGAUUUAGUAAAUAAGUAGCAGAUGUUAAUAAUGAACACGUUUUUGGCAAUAACGUUCCAUUAAAUCAAAUCUAUAGACGAACAAAUCAGCGAGAUAAGAUGUUGAAGAUUCGUGUCACUUUUAAGUACUAUCGAUAAAUGUAACGGUCAAUAACACCACAAUAAUUUUUUAUUAAUAAAUGUCAGACAGUAUGGCUAGCAGAGAAACGUCAAUUAAUUCAAAAAACUCGGAUGAUCACAGUGUCGAGACACUAGCAGAAGUUUUUCGAUGUUUCAUUUGUAUGGAAAAGCUUAGGGAUGCGCAUCUGUGUCCUCAUUGCAGUAAAUUGUGUUGCUACACUUGUAUAAGAAGAUGGCUAACAGAGCAACGCUCUCAAUGUCCUCAUUGUAGAGCAUCUUUACAUCUACAUGAAUUGGUGAAUUGCAGAUGGGUAGAGGAAGUGACACAGCAGCUCGAUACACUUCAAGCAGUUGGUAUAUCAAAUUCUAGGCACGAUGAUUCUAAUAGAGACAGGUGUACUGUGCAUCAUGAGAAGUUAUCGGUUUAUUGUUGGACUUGUCGCAGGUGUAUAUGUCACCAAUGUGCCCUAUGGGGUGGAACUCAUUCGGGUCAUACUUUCAAACCUCUAGAAGAUGUAUAUGAACAGCAUGUUACACAAAUAAAAGCAGAAGUAGGACAAUUGAAACGUAGAUUAAUGGAGUUGAUAAGUCUUGUUCAAGAAGUGGAACGUAAUGUUGAAUCUGUAAGAGCUGCUAAGGAUGAAAGGGUUAGAGAAAUCAGGAAUGCGGUAGAACUAAUGAUAGCACGUCUAGACUCUCAAUUAAAGGCAAAAUUAUUGACACUAAUGGGUCAGAAGAAUUCUUUGACUUUAGAAACAGAGCAACUAGAAGCUUUGUUGCAAGAAGUGGAACAUCAGCUGCAUUCUUGUACUCGAUCAGAAUUGAUAAUUAAAAGUGCAGACUUGUCGCGAAUGAUACAUCAAGUAAGAAAAAAACCAAUGACAAGUUUUGUAACAGCUCCUGUACCUGCGGAUUUUCAUAGUGAAAUUGUACCAGGAUAUGAUAGUGCAACCUUUGCAAUGCAAAAUUUUACUCAACUACAGCUGAAAGCAGAUCCUGUUUAUUCAGCUCCUUUACAUGUAAAUGGUUUGUGUUGGAGAUUGAAAGUGUAUCCUGAUGGGAAUGGAGUUGUUCGUGGAAAUUAUUUAUCUGUUUUUCUGGAGUUAAGUGCAGGUUUACCGGAAACGUCCAAAUAUGAAUAUCGAGUUGAAAUGAUACAUCAGGGAUCUCGUGACACAAGUAAGAACAUUGUUCGAGAAUUUGCUUCAGACUUCGAAAUUGGUGAAUGUUGGGGUUACAACAGAUUUUUCAGAUUAGAUUUACUUGCAACUGAAGGGUACUUAAAUACGGAAUUAGAUACACUUAUACUGCGAUUUCAGGUACGACCACCGACGUUUUAUCAGCGUUGCAGGGAUCAACAAUGGUACAUUAGUCAAUUGGUUACAGUUCAGAACCAGUAUGCUGCUCAAAUUAAUGAGUUAAAAGAGAGAUUGGCGAUAGAGAUAUCUCGAAAUGCCAUGACAGCAACAAGAGUAUCAAGUGGAACAUUAUGUGGGCCAACAUCAAAUGUAACAUCACUGGUGAUGCAACAACAGUCACAAGCAGCUGGGGAUCCAUUAUUGAACUCUAAUACGUCUCGUUCCAUUGAACCAUAUCAAAAUGGUACAUCGACAAGUCUUGCUUGUAACAGAUCAUUACAGAAUGUGCUCUCUAGUGGAGGAAAUAAUAGUAGUACCAUGGCAGGUGAUCAAUUAAUGCCUAUGUGCCAACUAGGAAAUGUUUCAAACAUACGUCCACCUGGAUCUUCUUCAACGUUAUCGUCUAUUUCAUCGAAAGCAAGUUUAAAACAACAUAGAGGGAAACCAGAAUCUCCCAAUUUGCAUGGCACAAAUGACGGAUCUUCUGGAGAUGGUCAAAAUAAUGGUGUUCAUUCCCCCUCGCCUUCUUAUUCUCCACCGAGAGAAGGGUUCAAGGUGCUCAAUCAGCAACCGUUAACCCUUUUGUGUAGUAGCAGCAGUAGUGAUAGCGGAGAAUUUAGCGAACAUGAUAUAUAUUUGGAUGAAUGUGAACAUAAUGAGCCACAUUUAACGCUGUUAGACGAAAAUUCAAAUGACGAAAAUGACGUAGACGAUGAAACUAUGUCAGGUACGAGUUCGAACAGGGAUUCUAUAGACGUGCAAAGGCGUAGUCAGCGGGACUGCAACUUAGAUAAAGGAGAGAAUGAUGUAGAAGUUGCAGAAUCGUUAACGCCGUGGAUUCAGAACAAACAACGUACAAAGCAGCAGAACAAUCGAGAUAGUACUGGGGAUACCUGCAGAUUGCGUGGCAAUGAUAGUUUAGAAGAUGAGAUAAUGUUACUACAUCUGUUUGAAAUGCAAGAUAGGAAUUCCGCAUGGACUUCUUUGUGUUUCAAUCAACAUGUAGAUGAUACAAAUGACUCUAGAACUUCUUUGACAAGUUUGCAUCACAGUUCUAGUCCUUUGCAUUGUAAUUCGACUCUAUCAACUCAUGGAUCAUCUUCAUUUUCACAUAAACACCAUGAACUUGAUUCAGCCUGUAACGAACAAUUUUCUGAUAAACGCUCAACUUGUCCAUCUCAUCUUUGCCAGCCUCAAAUGAUGUGCAAUGGUAGAUCCAAUUUAGGUCAGCUAUCUAAUAUGUAUCAGCAAGAUGUAUCCGGGUUAAUGGCUUGUGGAAGUCAAACAAGAUCUGAACCCGCGACUCGUUCGAACUCUAUAGAUUGCGAUAAGGAUCUUCCAAAGAUAUCUCUAGUUAAUAAAAUUAAUCACGAGGUGGAAACAUCCAGAUCGGACUUAAUAGUGCCAAAUGUAUUGGACAGCAAUAAAAUCGUAUCUAAGCAUUUACUGUCACGACGACAAUCGUCGCCGUCGUCGUCUGGCAAUGUUAGCGUAAUAAGUAACGAGAAUAGCAAAGUAUUCGAAUUUGAACAAUUGUUGGAAACUAUUCAGUUGUAUCCUAUACCUCAAAAAGACACUGCUAGUUGUUUUAACAAAUUAAGAAAAAAUAUUUCCACAGAGGGGAAAAGUAACAGUUGCACAACUUCCGGAAUCAAAACUGCCACACUUUCUUCGUUAAGCCAUGAUGCGCCAUCAUCGUCAACGAGUACUACAACCGAUGCUAUACCAAAUCCUAACAAUUAUAGUUGGGCUCCUGCGUUAUAUCAACAUAAACACAGUCAAAAGAACAUUUUGGACACUACCAUGCAAGCAUCUUCUAGCGAAAAUUCUAAUAAAUCGACUACUGAGAAGUCGUUAGAAGAAACUAACUCUCCAGGUUCUUCCUGAAAUUACGUUUGCGAUACUUAUUUCAUACAUGUACUGUGAUUUAUGUUCAUCUAAACGUUAAUAUUGUUGUUAGAAGUGAUAGGAAAAAGUGAGACCACUGAGAUUAGAAAACUGAUAUUUAAAUAUAAUAACAUGCUUAAAAAGCAUAAAGAAAACGAAUGCGACUUCAAUAUCAUUCCACAUUAGUGUGAUAGUGUGAUUUAUAUUAUUUAUCAUUAUUUAUUAUUCGCUCCUAAUUACAUAUUCAGACAAAUUCCAUGUUUUUAUUUAGACGCUAAUAUUAAUAUAUUAUACACUAUCAAAAUAAUCA